Molecule: messenger RNA, 2425 nt
Organism: Monodelphis domestica (gray short-tailed opossum)
Lineage: Eukaryota; Metazoa; Chordata; Mammalia; Didelphimorphia; Didelphidae
Gene: IL33R
Product: interleukin 1 receptor like 1
Biological process (GO): signal transduction
Molecular function (GO): interleukin-33 binding; interleukin-1 receptor activity
Source: RefSeq, a predicted model, not a curated record
GAAUCCAAGACUGAGAAAGGCUAACUGAAGCUCUCUGGAUCACAUGUCCUUACAGGGAACACCAGAAAUCUGGUGGCUGACUGUCUUUGCUAUCACAUGCUACUAGUCCAGUGUUUAUCAUUUAAUUGAAUUGACCUCAAUUGAAUUGGAAAAAAAAAAUGGAGUUUUUGCUUUUCCUGGUUCUAUCAGCUCUCUUUAUAGAGUUCAAAACAGCAAGUAGAGGUAGAAACUAUGCAGCAAUGGAAAAUGAGGCUUUCAUUGUGGAGUGUCCCAGACGACAAAGGUCACCUGAGUUCCAGGUUUAUUGGACUCGCUUUGAAUCUAAUGAAAACAUUACUACUAGUAAAGACAAUCGGGUAUAUUCCUCUGGGGACAAACUCAAAUUUCUACCGACUUCAGUGAAUGACUCUGGAAUAUAUAAUUGCACUAUAAAAAGCAACCCCAAUAUUGUUGGAUAUGUGAAUGUGACGAUAUAUCCCAAACAGCAAGGUUGUAUUUUCCCCAAAAAUGUGCUAUAUACGAGCACAGAAGGAAGCAAUACAGGAUCAUGGAUUUAUUGUCCUAGAUAUGAAAGUUAUAAUAAAACAUCAAAUUUUGAAUGGUUUAAGGAUUGUAAAGCCCUUAAAGGACAAAAGUACUUUGUAAAGAAGGAUUAUCUGAUAAUUCAAAACACAACUGCUGCUGAUACAGGCAAUUAUACCUGUAAAUUCAUUCAUAGUGAAAAUGGAGUCAAUUAUAACGUGACUGCAACUCGGCCAUUGAUAUUUCAAGGUGAAAUUCGUUCAUCUAUGCUUCCAGAAAUCACUUACCCGGUGAACCAAAGUGUAAUAGGAGUGGAACUUGGAACCAAUGUGAGUAUAGCAUGUAAAGUUUGUUUGGGAAGAGGCUCACAAACGAUAGAAAUUGUCCGAUGGUGUAUUAAAGAUAAUAAGGACAAAGGUCAAUGCAUCAAGGAUUCCCGAUUUCAUGAGGAAAAGGAAGCCAAAAAUCCUAAGGAGAACCUUGCAUGUGAAACUGUCAAUUUAAGAAUACCCAAUGUGAAGAAAGAAGAUCUCUCAUUGGAAUUUUAUUGUAUGGGCUUGAAUCAGUAUGGAUGGAAAGCUCAUAGCAUAAGAAUCGGAAUUAAAAAAACAACUGAUCUCCGAAGCACCUAUUACUUGCUUGCAGGAUUUAGUAUAUUGUUAUUCUUACUCAUUAUAUUAAUAGUAAUAUUAAAAGUAUUCUGGAUUGAUUUUAUUCUGCUCUGGAGAGACAUAAUUAGACCUUCUAAAUCCAGGGAUGAUGGGAAGAUAUAUGAUGCUUAUAUCAUCUAUCCCAGAAACUACAAAAAGAGGACUAAGAGUGUUAAUUCUUUGGAAUAUUUUGUUCACCACAUUCUGCCUGAAGUUCUUGAAAAGAAAUGUGGAUAUACCUUGUGUAUCUAUGGAAGAGACCUACUUCCUGGAGAAGAUGCAGCCAAUGAAAUGGUAAAAUGCAUACAGAAAAGCAGAAGGCAAAUUAUCAUACUGAACCCCCAGGUGGAGCAUGGUGAAGAAUUUGCCUAUGAGCAAGAAAUCGCUUUACACUGUGCCUUGAUGCAGAAUGACUCCAAGGUGAUCCUUGUUGAAAUGGAGACAACUGGUGACACCAGUGACCUGCAGGAUUCUCUUAAGCACAUUAUUAAACAGAGAGGAACCAUCAAGUGGACAGGCGACCACGCCACCAAAAAGCAAUCAUUUAAUUCCAACUUCUGGAAACGAGUAAGGUACCAGAUGCCACUAAGAAGCAAAUCCUUAGGUCCACUUCACAGUGACUUGUGAAGAUCAGGACAUGGCUGAUGGCUUUCUCAGGAUCCUUUUGACAAAAAAAGCUUGCUUUUGUAGUUAAUGUGUCUUUAUAUUUCUUUUUUCUUCUUUUCAGUUAUUUUUCCAGAUUAAAUGUCAAUUAAAUUGCACAACUAGUUAUGUAAUUAAUUAAUUGUAAUCAUAACAAUUUUUAUAUUUGGGUUUUUUUUUUUACAUUUUGCUAUCCAUUUUAUUUUGGCUGUAAGUUGAUAUUUAAACCAGAAUAUGGAGAUAGGGAGACAGGAAUAAGCAAGGGGAUAGAGACAAACAUACUUUAAGAAAUCUGCCUUUGGGAGCUUUAAUUCCUCUGUCUUAACUUCUAGUCAGUGCAAACAGCUCAGAAAGUUUCCCAUUUUUUAUCUGCUUCUGCUCCACUUCCUUCUUUUGUCACACCCCUACACCCAGUGUGUAUGUAUGAGGGAACCCUCCUCUCUUUCCCACUUCCAAGUCUUAUUCAAGUUGCAGAAAUUACCAGUCACUGUAAUCUAUUGAAUCUAAUAAAAAGAACUGGACUAAUAUGGUACGGGUUGGGUUUUCAUCAGUGAUCAAGGUACUUCCCAGAAUACCAUCAUACCAAGAGUCUUUAAUAAAUAUUUAGAAAU